CUCCGAUUCCCUAGAACGGUUCUCGGGCAGCCCGACUGGGCAUGCUCAGUAGCCCCGCAGGUUUGGGCUGCAAGUCUGAAGCUCUACCUGCUCCCAGUGGCCGGGUUAGAGAGCGAGGAAGGCAGGGAGAGGGCAGCUUGCGGCAGAGGCGACCGCGAAGCAUCCCCGGUGCAGCCUCGUAGGUGUGCCCUCGGCCGCUGUGCGACCGGAUAAACCUCCUCUGGCGUGUGCGGGUCGGACUCCAUGAAGCCGGCCCGAGGGCUCGGGAGCCAGCCGGUCGGCCCCUGCUAUGGCUGGGGGAGAAGAGGCUGAGGUUGCAGGGAGCCAGCCCGCCGUGGCUGCAACUGCAGAGAAGCUGUUGAAAUUAUUAUGGACCAUCUACAAAGCAGAAUGGAAGAUGGUGAGCAAGUCAAAAUGAAGUCCUUCAGAGAAGCUCACAGUCAGACAGAAAAACGGAGGAGAGAUAAGAUGAAUAACUUAAUUGAAGAACUAUCUGCCAUGAUCCCUCAAUGCAAUCCUGUGGCCCGUAAGCUGGACAAACUGACUGUAUUGAGAAUGGCUGUUCAGCAUUUGAAGUCCUUAAAAGGCUCAACCAGUUCUUAUGCAGGAGAUAAUUACAAGCCUACAUUUAUACAGGAUGAUGAGCUGAGACAUUUAAUCCUUAAGGUUGCAGAUGGGUUCCUAUUUGUUGUUGGAUGUGAUCGAGGAAAAAUUCUCUUUGUUUCAAAAUCAGUCUCCAAGACACUUAAUUAUGAUCAGGCAACUUUGACUGGACAAAGCUUAUUUGACUACUUACAUCCAAAAGACGUUGCCAAAGUAAAGGAACAGCUUUCUUCUUCUGAUAUUUCACCAAGAGAGAAGCUGAUAGAUGCUAAAACUGGCUUUCAAGUCCAAGCAAGUUUACCUGCUGGAACAACUCACCUAUAUUCUGGUGCAAGACGGUCCUUUUUUUGUCGGAUAAAAUCUUGUAGACCAUCAAUUAAAGAAGAACAGGAAUGCUUAUCCAACUCAAACAAGAAAGAUCACAGGAAGUUCUAUACUGUUCACUGCAUGGGUUAUUUGAGAAGUUGGCCUCUGAGUGUGGUAGGCCUGGAAGAAGAGAAUGACAACCAGAAAGACAGCAGUAACUUUAACUGCCUUGUGGCCAUUGGAAGAUUACAUCCUUAUAUUGUCCCACAGAGGAGUGGGGAAAUCAAAGUCAAACCAACAGAAUUUAUUACCCGCUUUGCCACAAAUGGAAAGUUUGUCUAUGUGGAUCAACGGGCAACAGCAAUUUUAGGCUAUCUUCCACAAGAACUUUUGGGAACUUCUUGUUAUGAAUACUUCCAUCAAGAUGAUCACAGUAAUCUAACCAACAAACACAAAGCAGUCUUGCAGAGUAAGGAGAAAAUCUUUACUGAUUCUUACAAAUUCAAAGCAAAAGAUGGCUCAUUUAUAACUUUAAAAAGCCAGUGGUUUAGUUUCAUAAACCCUUGGACCAAAGAACUGGAAUACAUUGUAUCCAUCAACACAUUAGUUCUGGGAUGUAGAGAGUCCAGAGAAACAGCAUUGCUGACUUGCAGUUCACAAUCAUCGGAAGAUGCUUCCAGACAGUCUUUUAUUAGUGUGCCUGGAAUAUCUACAGGAACAGUCCUUGGUGCUGGUAGUAUAGGAACAGAGAUUGAAAAUGAAGUCCUCGACUUGCAGAGGUUACAUUCUUCUCCAUCUCUUACUGAUUCAAGUCCAACAAAUGCCAGAGACUCUCCAGCAGUUAACUGCAGUAAUGUGCCAAACAAAGAACUGAUUCAGUUAUGUUCUUCUGAAAUAGGAAACCAUGAGCCUUCAGGGCAAAGCCUUGGCAUUAUUUCUUUCUCCAGCAAUGAACCACUGCUCAGUGACAACUCUCAGCUGGAUUUUGAUGCAAUGUGUGAAAAUGAUGACACUGCCAUGGCUGCCUUCAUGAAUUAUUUAGAAGCAGAAGGAGGUCUGGGGGACCCAGCUGAUUUUAGUGACAUCCAAUGGACACUCUAGCUCUUGUCUUUCUCUACAAAUGAGUAGUGUAUAAAAAUGUUUCAUAUACAACAACUGUAUAUUCCUCAGUACUGUAUUAAUACUAUUUUUAUCUUUCAUUCAAGUUAUUGAUCUACUGAUUUGUACUGAAUUGCAACUUGCUGAUGAAGAAAUAGGUGAAAAGCUGCAGUUUUUCUACCACUGGAGAACCUCAGAGUUUAUUACUAAUCCUUUAUAGAAUGAGAUUGCUUAUGUCCAUGGAUUGGCUAUUUUUUGCUAAAACGUUCUUAUCUCCCAUUCCCCCAAAUGUGCAUUGUAUUAAGUAUCUGUGUUCUUUGUAUGAUAUUACUUGGUUAUUUCUUUGUGUGAUAUUUGAAUUCAUGAGAUUAAUUAUAUCACAUAUUUUUCUUUUCUUUUUGGAUCGCUGAUAAGGGCAAGCUUGUAUUAUUUGAUAUAUUUUUAAUACUUGAAUGUGUAGCUCUUAAUUGAUACUGAGGUUUACAAGCUAUAAGGACAAGGUGAGUACCACAGAAUUAAAGGAGAAUGCUAUUUGUAGCAUAAUCACACAGGAUACAGUAUACACACUUUAUGGACUAGUAUAUAAACAAAGUCAGGAGAAAGAGGCUGAAUCUGGUGCUCCAAGUUAGAUUCAGAGGAGGGGAAUACAAAAACACACAAUUUAGAGUCAGAGAACCUGGAUUUGAAACCCAGCUCUUCAGUAACUGAGCAAAUCACUUCAUCUCUCCAGGUCUCCUUUCCUUCAUCUUGAAAACGAAGGCUUAAGAGAGUUUGUCUCUAGCUCAGAAUUCUAGGCUUCCAAGUAAAAUUACUUCUUAAUGAAAGCUUGCAAAAAGUAUAGAGAAAUUUGAUGUUUUAUUCACAGAUUGUUUUUUUUUUAAGAGCCUUUUUAAGGUGCCUUAAAGCCAGGCUGUUAAUUUCUUUCUAUAUGUAAAUCAGUAGACUCUGCUUUAUUUAAUAUUCCUAUUGUUCAAUUUGGGGUAUGGAAUUAUUGAUACAUGAAUUUUUAGAGCUAGAAGGCGUUUUAGUGUUUCCUUCUCUUUAUAUGUAAAGAAGUUCUAGGUCAGAGAAAUUAAGAUUAAAUUACUUGUCCCAGGAUAUAUAUCAAACAAGUCAUCUUUUUUUUUUUUAAGGCAAUGGGGGUUAAGUGACUUGUCCAGGGUUACACAGCUGGGAAGUGUCUGAGGCCAGAUUUGAACCUAGGAUCUCCUGUAUCUAGGCCUGGCUCUCAAUCCACUGCCAUACCCAGCUGCCCCCUAACAAAUCAUCUUUUGAAAAAUAUUUGUACAGAAAGUAGUGACUUGUGACUUUCCAUGUUGAGAAAAGAGCAGGACUCACUAACCAAACCAGGAGCUUUUCAUUGUCUUCCUUACAUUCAUGAGAAUAAGUUGUAACUCUUUCUCUUCAGAGUAACACAAAAAAUAGUACCAUUUUUAGAUAUUGAAAGAAAAUUCAUGAGAAACUCAAGUUUAACAAAAAUAUAUCACAUAGAAAAAAGUGAGGCAGAGUGGAUAGAGUUGGCCUUAGAAUCAAAGUGACAUGGGAUAAGUUCCACCUCUGACACAUAUUGUGACCUGGUCAAGUAGCGUAACUUCUCCAUGGUCCAGGCAACUCUCUAAGACUUUUAAGUGUCAGAGCAAUUGCUAGUAGACCUUGUCAAAGUGAGUUUCUUCAAUGGAAAUAAUUAAUUCAUGUUCAUUGAUUAAUUGAUUGAAAAAGGAGAUGCCUCCAUGGAUGAAAUCAGAGACUCUGACAAUGGAAUAUGUUAUUAUUGGCUUUCAUUCAGAGGAGCAAUGUUUAGGAGCACAUCUUUAACCUUUGGAGAGGAAUUGUGGAAAGUCACUUUGUCAAAAACUUCCCAUUGACAGAGAAAGAACUUUGACCUAGUUAGAGUAAUGGCUUGACCUAGUGUGGGAUUUCUUCUUCUUCUUCUUCUACAGGCAUUCAAUUUCCAUUUUUACAAGGAGAAAUAUGAAGUAAAGAUUCUGAGUAACGGUAAAGAUUAACAAAAAUUCUUUUAAAAUAUAAAAGACAUCAUUGCCAUGAGGGGGAGGACAAGUCUGCACAUAAUUCUUGGAAAAACACCUUGCUGUUACAGGAUCUUAAUAUGUGUUACUAGGUAUGCAAAGGCCCAGUCAUUUUCAGGCACAGAAAAUUUCUAGAGCCCUGGGUUUGACCUGAGACAACCUGAACUAUAUUGUCAUGCCUGAAGGUGGACCAAAGGAUCCCAUUUGGUCGGUGUGUUUAUCCAGCGCUCCAUGAGCUACUGACCCCGACCAGGGUGUGGCUGAAUCUGAAUGGAUCAUGACUGGGUAGCUUCUUGAAAGGCUCAUGGUGCCAGACUUGAAGUAGGGUAUGGCAGACCACUGCUUUACCUGUGCCACAAAACUUUUCCUCCUUCAGAAAUAGAGGUUUCAUAUAGGCCUUUGGGAAACCAACCAGUUGCUUUCUGGAGUAAUUAUCAAGAUUUGUAAAGCACUUUACAAUUAUCUCAUUUUAUCCUCAUAACAAUCCUAGGAAAUAGGUGCUGAUUUUAUCCCCAUUUUACAAAUGAGGAAUCUAAGGCUGACAAAGAUUAAGUGACUUGUCUGGGGUCACACAGUAAGUAUCUGAGGAUGAAUUUGAACUCAGGUCUUCUUAAAUCCAGGUCCAACACUUUAUCAACUGUGCCACUUAAAUUGUCUCUUAGUAGGUGACCCAUUACUCUAUCCUCCAGUCUUACAUAGGACACAUCUCCCAUAGAUCCUCUGGCUCUAUAAGCAGAAGCAUUUUCUUGAACGAUGCAUGGUAUAAUACUGUCUUAUCACUGCUGGUAGGGGGAUUUUUCUGGAAAGGUGUAUAUUAAUUAUAUAUGUCCUUGGUUAGAAGAAAGUGGGAAAUUUAUAUGACUUUAAAUUUAUUAUUUCUUUCCUACUGCAAAUGAUGAACAUGUUAUAUUUUGGUGGAAAACAACAUACAACUUUAUAUUAUGCUGUAUAUUAGAGUAGAAUUAAAAGUUGGGAAAUCUGCAAUGUGAUACUAGCUCUGUAAUUAGUUUGGCUAUGUGACCUGAGACAAGCCACUCUAAGCCUCAGUUUCUUCAUUAGUAAAAAACAAUCAGGUCAGCCAAAAUGACCUCUAUAAUGCUUUAUCAUUAUAACACAAAGGACUUGGAUAUUGGGGUCAGAAUUCAUUGUAUCUCUGAAGAAGUUAUGUUAAUCAGGUGGACUAAAAGAAUAGUUCAUAUUAUUUAUUAUGAAUAACAAUUCUAUGAAGCAUUAGUUUGAGAUUAGACCUCAUGUGGUACCCAGUCAGGCUAUAAAUGCAUAACUCUUCAUGUGCCAAUUUUUUGUAAAGAGCUAGCUAAAAUUAUUGAAGGUUAAGCCAUUUGAAAAUUAUCAUAUUUUUUUAACAGGAUGGAUGAGCAAAUAAAAUUUAAGGCAUAUCAUGUCUCUUCGUAGUAUACCUAAUUUACUUAAAAGUGAUUGAGGAAAAAAAGAAAAA
Messenger RNA from Monodelphis domestica (gray short-tailed opossum), 5490 nucleotides. RefSeq names its product basic helix-loop-helix ARNT like 2 (gene BMAL2). Gene Ontology annotation, molecular function: DNA-binding transcription factor activity; protein dimerization activity. NCBI's taxonomy places the organism in Eukaryota, Metazoa, Chordata, Mammalia, Didelphimorphia, Didelphidae. Gene Ontology annotation, biological process: regulation of DNA-templated transcription. Gene Ontology annotation, cellular component: nucleus; cytoplasm; transcription regulator complex. The record is from RefSeq and is a predicted model, not a curated record.